GGCCAGCACAAUUUCUGUAUUUUAGUAGGAAUGGUCUGCUUGUAGGAAUUUCUCCAAAUUCCAAACUCUCAAAAAGAAAGGUAAAUGGAAGGGGACAUGUCGGUCAUCGUUUUUCUGUGAAGUGGUGAGAGUUGUGGGUAUUUAAAAAAAAGAAGUGAAGUAUGGGGAUUCACCAUUGCUGUCUACGGGGAUUUAAUUGAAACGGUGCACCCGAAUCCAUCGCAUACGGAGUAUGUUUGCCGCCCUCUUUUGUCCAAUUUGAAGAACUGUUUUAUGUUUCAAAUCACUAAAGCACAUAACAGCCGUAUAUGAGUUUGGGAAGUGUGACCUUUGACCUCCUGCCUUUUGUUGCUAGAAAACAAUUUCGGUUGCGGGUCUUCAAGAUCGUUCGCAUAUUUCGACAUCGAAUUGUCCAACUUUCUCCAUUUUUUGACAGAUUAGUGUUUAUCAUGGAUCCAGAUGGAACCCCAGAACCGAUAGACUUUGAUUUCUUCGCUGAAGACGAUGGAGAUGCCGUCAGAUCUGAAAGGAUUUCUGGUCGGAGUGAGAGCCCGUUGGCUAAUUCGGGGAGGACUAGGCCGGAAAGCGCCGGUAGCGUACGUUCAGCUGUAAGUAGCCGCAAUAGCAUCAGCGUGAAGAUCCCGUAUGCCGGACCAACCGGUAACAGGGAAAAUUACUACAGUGCAAAGGGCACGUAUUCAGAUUCAAGUGAGGAUGAGCACUCAUUUAAAGACAGUCGGUUUGAAAAUAAACACCCAGUUCAAACAAACUUGAAUUUAAGCGAUCGGGAAAGUCGUGAGCGUGAAAAUGGAAUGAGAUUCAGUGAAAAAAAUGGAGGCAUUGAGACAAGAACUUCAUCAAACAGGCCAAAAACCUCUAAAGGUCUUCGUAGUCACAGAAGACGGGACAGCUCAAGUUCUCACGGCUCUAGUACGUCAAAGUCCAAUCGAAGUCAUACUAACAGUUCUUCGUCAAAGAGUGAACACAGCGACUCAUACACUAGUGUCAGUGAUUCAGACAGUGAUGUAACAGAUGUAUCGCCCCUUCCAAGCCCAGCACGGUCCCCGACACCUACACUGGAGUAUGACCAAGAUGAGUUUGAAGACAGUUUUGAGGAGAAAAAAUUGCGAUGGGCAAAGGCCGAGAAGGAGUCUUUCAAUGGGGAUAGCAGACACAAUAGAAGAAAGACUGGCAAGAAGGAAAGCGUACGCUUCGCUGGGGUCACUCCGAGUAAUGGAACUGUAUCUAAGCGUGACAAGCACAUAGAGGAGACAGAAGCACGAGAAUUGAGUAGACUCCUCAGGGCUGUUUUGGAAAUGGACGACACACCAAAUCGUUCGCCGCUGCAUACUUUUCACCAGCCGGCAACAGCAAAGCUAAGACCGAUGUCUGCAAAGAAGGCGCCAACAGGUACCGUGACCCAUCCCAUGCCUCAUCAGAGAGUCAACCUGUCCUUUAGCAAUGACAAAGUCCGACAGAUUGACCGCGAAAAUCAGCGAUUAUUGCAGAAGAUUCUGCAGAGGCCCAAGUCGGGUGUGUCCACAUCGAGGGCAGCAGCACCAUUAACAAAAAAGGGAGGCCCUCCAAAAAUGACAAGCCACUCAGCCAUACGCAGGCAGCGGGAACAGCAGAAGAUUGAGAUGGAAAAUAUGAAAAUCCUGGAGCGGAUUGAGGCUGCCCGGGCCUCCUCCACAGUACGACGGGAUAAGCUCCUGCAGGAUCACAGCAAACAGAUGAAAUAUGCAGCCCAGGUGUCCAAAGGUUCAGUGAGACCACAUAGCUCCAAACUGUCCGGCUAUUCACACUCUGGCAGCCUUGGCAAAGGAUCCAGCACCACUAGUCUCAACAGUGAUGUGAGCCGCACCACCACAGGAUCGGCUGGAUCCAGGAAGAUGAGACCAAGCAGUGGGCGGAGCAUGCCGCCCCCUCCUCGAGGGCCCAAACAGGCCUGGGAUGAUCGCUGGUAGUGAAGAAGGUUUUAGCCAAUGUGGACGCCAUACAAAUGUAAUUUGAUAGAAUUUGGUGGAGGGGGGAGGGAUCAGGACGUGGAAAUUCCCGUUAACGUAACCUACCCUUGUGCAGCCUCUUAGUACCAUUGUAAAUUUGGCAUCCAAAAAUGUACCAGUUUUGUGUCCCCGUUUUACCCAUAUACAGUAUUAAAAUAUAUUGAAAUUGACUUUAAACAAUUUUCUUUGUUCGGCUAGCAACGGUACAUGUAGUUUUAAUCACUAA
Messenger RNA from Acanthaster planci (crown-of-thorns starfish), 2232 nucleotides. RefSeq lists its product as uncharacterized. Gene Ontology annotation, biological process: spermatogenesis. Lineage: Eukaryota; Metazoa; Echinodermata; Asteroidea; Valvatida; Acanthasteridae. The record is from RefSeq and is a predicted model, not a curated record.